This is a messenger RNA of Folsomia candida, 1031 nucleotides long. Its product is annotated as interferon-induced, double-stranded RNA-activated protein kinase. Gene Ontology annotation, biological process: protein phosphorylation. The record is from RefSeq and is a predicted model, not a curated record. Gene Ontology annotation, molecular function: protein kinase activity; ATP binding. Bases 12 to 989 code for a protein of 325 amino acids. The transcript has 3 exons. NCBI's taxonomy places the organism in Eukaryota, Metazoa, Arthropoda, Collembola, Entomobryomorpha, Isotomidae.
AAAAAGUCUGCAUGUCAACAUCAUUUGCAUUAUGGGAUGCAUUUAUUCCUAAAUUAACAAUCGUGUUAACAUUCAUUAAUAAAAUGGCUGAGGACCGUUUUGUUGAGUUCCUAUCAAACCAUAACGUCAUUUCCUUUAUUGGACGUGGCUCAUUUGCUGAAGUGUACAAAAUCGAAAGGAUUUCGGAUAAAGAACAGUUUGCCUUGAAAGUGGUAAAACCAAAUGGAAAUGAAACAAGAGAGUUGGGCAUUGCCAGCCUGCUCCAAAAUGAACGACAUCCCAAUAUUUUGCAUUACAUUGAUGCCUAUAAAAGUUUUCAUCAAAUUCCUUCAAGCAUUUCAACUAGGUUUACGUCGUACGAUCAACUUCUUUAUAUCCAAACUGAGCUUUGCGAUUCUACCUUGAGGCAAAGGUUGCUCGAAAAAGAGGAUCCGACUUAUGUACGUGAGAAUAUGAAAAAAUUUGCACUCCAAAUCGCACAAGGUCUAGCCUUCAUCCACAAGAAGGGCGUAAUGCACAGGGAUUUAAAUCCUGGAAACAUUCUCAUAAAGCGAGUAGACUUGGAUAACAAUGAAGUUAUAAAAAUUGGUGACUUUGGUCUAAGUCGUCUGAUUCCUGGUCUUUCGGAAAAUCUGACGACAAAAGUUGGUUGUUUUCAUUACCGGUGUCCUGAACAGAGAUCUGGAACUCCAACGCAAUACACCCAAAAAUGUGACAACUACUCAUUUGGAGUUGUUUUGUACGAGAUGUUUCAUCCCGACGUAAUGGUUUCACAAGUUCCUGGAGAUACAUUGUACACGUUUCAUGAUGACAUGGACAAUCUAAUCAUCAUAAGCGCUGACGCUAAGAAGACGGAGGCGCUGAACAAACUGGAGAAUCAAGACUUAGAAGAUUUAAUUAGUGGCUUACUGGACAGUAAUCCAGACAACCGGCCAGAUUCAGGGAUGCUUUCUCCAAUUAUGGAAAGUGUUGUGAAUAAUGUUACUUAAAACUUCUGUGUUCAGACUUUUUAUGAGAAGAUACAUAUAUUU